UGUUGCAAGAAAACGCGCUCAAUGGACACCGACUAAGUAUUCGGCUGUUUUCAAGCAGUGGUAUACAAUUAUCAACAUUUAUAUCUGAUAGACUCAUAUCUAUUAUUAAACAUAUGAGGGAGAAAAUGGCACAUGUGAAGCACUAUUUUGAUUUAUGGCAUCUAAAAAAAAAAUUAACCAAAAUAAUGACAAAGCUUAGCAAAGAAAAAGGUUGUGAAGAAUUGAAAAAGUGGUCAAACCCUGUGGCAACCAUUUCUAUUGGAGUGCUUGUUCUACUUAUGAUGGUGAUGGCAAAGUUCAAAUCUUUCCUGAGUUACAUAGUAGACAAGCACACCAAUUUGGAUGAUCCACUGUUUUCAAGUUGUUUUCAUGGCCCUGAUAUUAAACCAAGGGAAUAUUUGUUAGAAGGUUCAGUUGCUCAUGAAAAGCUUUGUGCUAAAUUGUUACACCCACAGCUGAUGAAGUCAAUUCAACAGGCUUCACCAGUUGCUCAAACAAGUUGUUUGGAAGGAUUCCAUUCUGUCCUGAAUCAUUUUGCUCCAAAAAUGAUUCAUUAUUCCUAUGUUGGAAUGUAUUGCAGACACAUUUUGGCAUCCAUCCACUUCAACAACAACUUAAGGCGUGAUGUAAAGAUGAAGAAUGAUGGCAGUUCCCAAAUAAAUGUGGUGUAUCCAAAGUUUAAAAAGGUGAAGGAACUGUGAGGGAUGUCAGAGUUAAACCCAAAUUUGAGUAUGUGGAUGAAUUAUUUGAGAGUGUGAUGCUGUCAAUAAAAGACAAAGACGCAUUAUCAAAUUCACAAAAUCUUUUGAAAGAAAUGUCUCCACCACCAAUGAAUGUCAUGCUGCAAAAGCAAACCAGAUCUGAGGUGCUACUAAAACAGGUCCUUCGAAAAUGCAUUGUUGUCAAUGAUGUCCCCCCUCAAUUCCAGGUAAUUAAUAAUGAUUAUAUAACAUGUUGUAGCUAAACAUGGUUUGAAAAUCAUUUUAAAUAAUAAAAAUGUUUUUGUUUCAUGCCAGCAGCUACCAGUGUGCCAUUCAGCUGUCAGUCAAAUGUGGCAGUUUCAAAAGAAAAUAGUCAGCCAAAAUGUUUGACAUGCAAGAAGCCAAUGAAAGGUCACAAACAUGUGGCAGAUUGCCCAAAAAAUAGCAAAACUUAAUUUUCACUUCACUCAUUUAUUUCAUUUUCUUCGUACCCUCUAAAUUCCAACUUUUUAUCAUUAAAUUUUGAUCUUAUUGCAUGGUAUGCACAUGCUGGUAAUGGUCUUCUUUCUUCUCCUAAGCAUCCAUAAAUCAUAGAUGUGAAUUCUCUGUAUGCAACACAUCGUAAAAACCUGAAUAUAAAGCCAAAUCGUUACUAAUGUGUCAUAACACUAAAAUAUACUUAAAUACUGGGAAAUAACAUAAUAUGCUAUCAUA
Xenia sp. Carnegie-2017 is the source of this 1415-nucleotide messenger RNA. RefSeq lists its product as uncharacterized. The transcript has 5 exons. NCBI's taxonomy places the organism in Eukaryota, Metazoa, Cnidaria, Anthozoa, Malacalcyonacea, Xeniidae. The coding region runs from base 114 to 701 and encodes 195 amino acids. The record is from RefSeq and is a predicted model, not a curated record.